AUGAUGGAUUACAACUACAAAAGGACUGCCAAAGAUAUUGGUUGGAAAGUGAACAAUGUUACUGGCGAUGAUCUGAAAAGAUUUCCUAUUGAGAGAGCAAGAUCUCGAGGGAGUUAUUGGCUACUCAUGAUAUCAACAGCAACACUGGUGGGAUAUGGAUGGGCGGUCGCCAAACAUGCCCAUGUUUCUGUUUUACUGAUAUUAGAAUUCAUACAAGGGUUUUGGGGCACUUGCUUUCACACGAUAUACAACACACUCCUGGUAGAUGUAAGCCCCAUCUAUUCGAAGACGAAGACCCUCUUAUUGAAGUUUCCAGAGCUGAGACACAGUCGUUUCCUUCACUGUCGCCGUAUAUUCAGACAUCUUCUACCCCUUACACAAUUAAAGAAGCAUACUGAUUUGGAGAGCCUGUGAACUAGGUCUACUCAGAGAGCCCAAGCACCGCAGCAGCUACAGCAAGUACCACUAGAAGUGCAAUGGCCGCAGCGGGAGUUGCCGUGUUGCAACCUUUGCUCAAUGCGCUUGGGCGAGGUUGGUAUUUUACCAUUCUUGGUUUAUGGAGUGGUGGGUUUGGGGUAAUCGCAGUGUGGUUACUUCGGUGGCGAGGAAUGGAAUGGAGAAAGAAUAGAAUGAGCAAGACGGUCCAAGAGCCAGUGCAAACGGAAGCCAAAUCUGACCACGCACUUGAGUCUGGAGCUGAAUUAUCAAAAUAAAUGAAGACCCUUACUUAAGUAUGAGCUUGAAGAGGAUUGUUGUUUUAACGGCGUUUGAGUAGCUUCUUGAGAGAACUAUGGAAGCGGUGAGAGUGUAUGGUCAGCGAAAGAAAAUUUGGGAGGCACAUUUAUUGUUGCAAUUCUUACUUUUCUAAACACUUUCUUUCAAUACACAACCAACUUCAAAAGUGCUUUUUGUUACCG
Molecule: messenger RNA, 917 nt
Organism: Hymenoscyphus albidus
Lineage: Eukaryota; Fungi; Ascomycota; Leotiomycetes; Helotiales; Helotiaceae
Source: the annotation of a GenBank genome assembly